This is a messenger RNA of Cantharellus anzutake, 1638 nucleotides long. RefSeq names its product acetyl-coenzyme A transporter 1-domain-containing protein. Gene Ontology annotation, cellular component: membrane. Gene Ontology annotation, molecular function: acetyl-CoA transmembrane transporter activity. The transcript is spliced from 13 exons. The record is from RefSeq and is a predicted model, not a curated record. NCBI's taxonomy places the organism in Eukaryota, Fungi, Basidiomycota, Agaricomycetes, Cantharellales, Hydnaceae. Bases 1 to 1638 code for a protein of 545 amino acids.
AUGCAAGCAUUUUCUGGCGCUUCUGGCAAAGGAUCCGCUUUAGAGCAAACGACUCUGCCUACAGCUCGUAGAACACACGCUUCCGAUGGGAACGGGUACCAGAAACAUCUGGACGAAAAAAUAUCGCCUUUAACAACUGCCCAUGCUCAAUCCGCACCUUCUCUGCUGACAAACCGGGAUCGGAAUGCUAUUGCCCUGCUCAUUGUACUUUAUUUUAUUCAAGGGAUACCUAUUGGCUUGGCUUUCGGUUCUAUUCCAUUUCUCCUCAAGUCAAGGCUCUCAUACACCCAAAUUGGGACGUUCUCUUUGAGCACAUACCCAUACUCUUUAAAGCUCUUCUGGAGCCCCAUCAUUGACUCGGUGUACCAUCCACAAAUUGGGCGACGGAAGUCUUGGAUUGUUCCGAUUCAAGCCAUCUUAGGGUCUCUCAUGAUAUGGAUGGGGAGGAACUCCGAAGAGUUGUUGAAAUCCGCAGAGCACGAUAUAUCAAAGUUGACCUUUGUCUUCGUGACACUUGUGUUCUUUGCCGCAACUCAAGAUAUAGCCGUUGACGGAUGGGCUCUGACAUUAUUGUCGGGGAAGAACUUAUCAUACGCAUCUACUGCUCAGACUGUCGGACUUAACUCUGGUUAUUUUCUUUCGUUCACUGUCUUCCUCGCACUCAACAGCCCCGAAUUCGCCAAUAAAUAUUUCCGUGCGGUUCCCUCGGCUGAACCUUUCUUAAAUCUUGGAGGAUAUCUUAAAUUUUGGGGAUAUUUUUGCUUUGUCGUCACACUUUGGCUAUUCUUUUUCAAGAGAGAGGACCCUGUGAGUGCAGAGGAAGAAGACACAGACAUAUCUGUCCGAGGAGUCUACCGUACCAUGUGGAAGAUAUGCCAGCUCAAACAGAUACAAACCCUUGUUAUCAUUCACCUUGUUGCAAAAAUCGGUUUCCAAGCAAAUGAUGCUGCGACAGACCUUAAACUUAUGGAAAAAGGUUUACUGACUCGUGAAGAUCUUGCGCUUGUGGCUCUCAUUGACUUCCCACUGCAGCUAGUGGGAGGAUGGGUCGCAGCUCGAUGGAGCACCGGUGAUCAUAAGCUGCGUCCUUGGUUGCAAGGUUACGUCGUCCGAUUAGCCUUCGCCCUCGCGAGCGUUGGCCUUGUAAAAGGGUUCAAUGCCGAGGACGCGAAAUCCAGAUGGCUUUUGCUGUUGAUAAUUGUGGUCAAAGUUCUAACCUCCUUUGCGUCCACCUUCCAAUUUGUUGGAGUGUCCGCUUUUCAUACUCACAUAUCUGACCCCGUGGUUGGGGGGACGUACAUGACUUUGCUCAAUACAAUCUCCAACCUUGGGGGUACUUGGCCACGCUGGUUCGUCCUUACAGGAGUGGAUGUCUUCAGUUCUGCUAUGUGCCAUGUAAACGAAUCAACGCGCGAGAUUUCUUGCUUCCAUCCAGCUCAAGAAUGUAGUUCUGAAUCCGGAAGAGAACGUUGCAAGGGGCUCGGCGGCGAAUGUGUAACCGAAUUUGAUGGCUACUAUACCGUAUCGUUGAUAUGCGUAGCGCUGGGAGCUAUUCUCCUCGUUGGGUACAUAUGGCCGAAGGCCAAGCAGCUACAGGCUUUGCCAUUAUCCUCAUGGAGAGUCAACAUGAGCAAGUGA